This is a messenger RNA of Nerophis lumbriciformis (worm pipefish), 2760 nucleotides long. RefSeq names its product TBC1 domain family, member 23 (gene tbc1d23). The record is from RefSeq and is a predicted model, not a curated record. Gene Ontology annotation, biological process: embryonic brain development; retrograde transport, endosome to Golgi. Lineage: Eukaryota; Metazoa; Chordata; Actinopteri; Syngnathiformes; Syngnathidae. Gene Ontology annotation, cellular component: trans-Golgi network.
GACAACUCUCGCGAGACUUGGGCCGUUGACGGCGUUUGACGUGUCUCCGUCAACACAACAAUGGCGGAAGCUGUGGAGGGAGCUUUACUGGCCACUUGGGACCAGGAUCUAGCGGAGGCUCUGGACUCGGGCGGUUCUGACAUGGAGAUGGAGAAAGGCGUGGUCCAUGUGCAGGAGGAUUGUGUGGGACAAAGAGCAAAGAUGUGGAAGAUUGCUCUGAACGUGUCCGGCAAAGGAGACAGUCUCUCUCCCUGGGAUGGCGUCCUGGACUUACCAGAACAGACGCUCAUUCACACCCGCAGUCAGCACCUGAUUGACCAGCUGGAAGCGUCCGACGGGGACAGGACGGGUCUGGUGUCCGACGUGGAGGCGGUCAUCACCUUCUACUGCAAGUCUCGCAACAUCAGCUUCACCUCGGAGCUGAGCUGGCCACACCUCCUCAAGCCGCUGCUGGGCCUGGGGCUGCCGCGCAGCGACCUGUACAACUGCUUCUACGCUGUCAUGAACAAGCACAUCCCACGGGAGUGCGUGCCCAAAGGCCACCCCUUCCACCUGUACAGACUACUCCUGCAGUACCACGAGCCAGAACUCUGCUCCUUCCUGGACACCAAAAAGAUCACCCCUGACUCCUACGCCAUCCACUGGCUGGGAAGCCUGUUCUCCAGCCAUUGUCCGCCCGAUGUCACGCAAGCCCUGUGGGACGCCUACCUCCAGCAGGCUGACCCUUUCUUCGUCUUCUUCCUCAUGCUCGUCAUCCUCGUCAAUGCCAAAGAAACCAUCCUUGCCAAAGAAGCAGACAGCAAGGAAGCCAUCGUCCAAAUGCUGGAAGACUCUCCAUCCCGGCUGGAAGCUGAAGACAUCGAGGAUCUGUUCUCUCUGGCCCAGUACUACCAGAGCAAGACCCCUCUGUCGCUCAGGAAGAUGAACCAGAACCUGUUUGGGAGCAGCCUGGUGGCUCUGAAAGAGGAGGACAUAGACCUGAGUCAGGCUCUGUGCCUCCCCGUGUCUGUCCCUGAAAUCCUGCAGGCCAACCAGCUGCAGCAGGACGGAGUGCGCUUCUUUGUGGUGGACUGCAGGCCGGCCGAGCAGUACAACGCCGGGCACCUGUCCACGGCCUUCCACCUGGAUUCGGACCUUGUGAGUGUUUUCUGCUUGAGGACCAAAGAGCUUCGUCACACCCAUGUGUCUCUACAGAUGCUCCAGAACCCAUCAGAGUUCGCCCUCUCGGUGAAGUCUCUCCUGGAGGCCCAGAAGCAGUCUCUGGAGUCGGGCUCCGUCGCCAGCGGAGAGCACCUGUGCUUCAUGGGAAGCGGCCGAGAGGAGGAGGACAUGUACAUGAACAUGGUGCUGGCCCACUUCCUGCAGAAAAACAAAGAGUACGUCAGCAUCGCCAAGGGGGGCUUCAUGGCCCUGCAGCAGCACCUCGUGGACAUGAACGUGGAGGGUUUGGACUCCUCCUACAUCCACUGGAUCGUCAGCACUUCAGGAUCGCACAGCAGCCUGAGCUCGGCAGACGGGGACUCUCUCAGCGACAGCAAAGGUGUCAAAUCUCUGGUCAACAAGAUGACCUUCGCCCUCAAGUCCAAGUCGGUGAACGUGAAAGAAAAGAUGAUCAGCUUCAUUGAGAACACAGCGACACCUGUCGACAGAAUGUCUUUCAAUCUGCCCUGGCCAGAGAAGGCGAUUCCUGAUAGACACGUCAGCAGCAGCGACCGGGUGGGCAAGCCGUAUCGGGGCGUGAAGCCCGUCUUCAGUAUCGGCGACGAAGAGGAGUACGAUACAGACGAGAUCGACAGCUCGUCCAUGUCCGACGACGACAGGAAGGAGAUCGUCAACGUCCAGACCUGGGUCAACAAAGCGGACGUCAAGCAUCACAUCCCGUGCAACGAGGUCAAGGAAACGGGUCACAUGUUCCCCAGCCACCUGCUCGUCACGGCGACUCACAUGUACUGCUUACGCGAGAUCGCCUCCAGGAAAGGUUUCGCCUACAUCCAGUCCAGGCAAGCACUGAGCUCCGUGGUGAAGAUCACGUCGAAGAAGAAGCACCCGGAACUCAUCACCUUCAAGUUCGGAAGCAACAACUCUGCAGGGGUGGAGAUCUCCGCAGUGGAACGGUAUUUGAUACCCAACGCCGGCGACGCCACCAAGGUGAUCAAGCAGCAGAUCAUGAAAGUUCUGGAUGCCCUGGAGAGCUCCUAGAGAGGACCAAGGACUCUGCAGAUUGUGGGCUCAGACUGCACAGGGGCGGCGUGACACACUCCCACAGUCAAGCCACGCCCCUCUUACACUAACUUAUGAAAUCUGUAAUAUAUAUAUAUACAUAUAUAUAUAUAUAUUGAAUAUACUGUAUUUUUCUUUGAUUCUACAAACAUGACAGUAUAAUUCUUCUUUGGACGCUCCCUUCUGGCCUUAACUGAGCACAGGUUUAGUGAUUCCAGUUUGAACACUCCACAGGAAGUGGUCGUCCACACAAGUGGACUAGAAUUAGUGAAGAUGGUCUGGCACUGCCUUUGGAGCUUGGAGAGUUACACUACUUGAUUUCAACAACAAAAACAGGAGUCACGAGGGGAAUGUUUACAGUGUUGUCGUUCCCUUUUGAGGCUCCUCCCACUGGACUCUUGCACAGGCUUCAGAGUUGUUUGUAUUACGAAGCCAGGUUCUUUAAAAACAAAAACAAAGCCUUUUGGAGAGCAGCCUUAUCAAGUUGGAAGUGUAGUAUAAAUAUGUACAUACGUGAGUGCUGGCAUAUAAAGCACAUUC